CAGAAGGGUUCCUCACUGUUUGUAAUCCGUUAGAGAUACGAACGAAACGGCGUUAUCCUACUGUGGUUGCAAAGUCCUUCUUAGCUACUCUAUCCUUCGUGUUUUUAAGUUCCACCCGAGACCUUCCAAAUGCCUGUCGAGGAGAACAGCCAGCCGAAGGCGUACGGCAAUUUCAGGCUCAUGACCACCUCGCUCUCAAACAACACAAUACCCGUCUACAAAUACGUCUCGGAAAAAACCGGCUUAACCGUCGUUAUCGGCGAAAUUGAAGGCCCCCUGGUCAACGGAUACAUCUGUUUCGGGACCGAGGCUCACGACGAUGACGGCCUUCCUCAUACGCUCGAACAUCUCAUUUUCCUUGGCAGUGAGGAUUAUCCGUACAAAGGUGUGCUGGACCUUCUCGCCAACAGGUGCCUCGCCUCUGGCACCAACGCCUGGACUGAUACUGACCACACCUGUUACACAAUGACUACAGCAGGUGAAGCUGGUUUCUUGUCUCUUUUGCCCAUCUAUCUCGAUCAUGUUUUCUUCCCCACUCUUACUGAAUCAGCCUUUAUAACUGAAGUUUAUCACAUUAACGGUGAAGGAAAAGAUGGCGGCGUCGUCUUUACCGAAAUGCAAGGAGUGGAAAACACAGCCGAAGAAGUUGUCUCGUGUAACAUGCUCAAGUUGGUUUACCCUGGCAAAUGCGGAUACAAAUCGAGAACUGGAGGCGUCAUGGAAAAUUUAAGAACAAGCACCAACAAUGAUAAAGUCAAGGCUUACCACAAACAAUUUUACAGGCCAGAAAAUUGUUUUAUAAUUAUUGCGGGUUGUACUAAUCCCCUCAAUGUUCUCAAAGUUUUAGGGCCGAUCGAGGAAAAAAUACUGAGCAAAGGGGAUAGAGGAGGAUAUGUAAGACCUUGGCAAAGCAUUGUACCUCCAUUGCUUGAAAGCACUGAGUUGGAGGUCGAAUAUCCGUCCGAUGAUCAAUCAAACGGCAUGGUCCAUAUUGGUUGGAGGGGACCAUCAGUUGUCAAAGAAUAUUACAAGUUUAAUGCGCUUUCAACAUUAUUAAAGUAUUUAACGGAUACACCAGUCAGUCCACUUCCAAAAGCUUUUGUCGACAUUCAAGAUCCUUAUUGUAGCAGGGUGUCUUAUUCACUUACUGAAAAUUCAGAAUCGUUAAUGAUGAUUCAGUUUAGUAACGUGCCUCUUGAUAAAAUUAAUUUGAUAAAAGACAAACUGUUUGAAUUGCUCGGCGAUUUUGUUAAAAAUACGGACAAACAGCUCGAUAUGAAACGACUUGCCACAGUCAUCCACAGAUCGAGGCUCGAGUCCAUGGCAAAUUUGGAAGAUACCCCAUACGAUUUGAUCGCUUUCACCGUAAUUGGUUUUAUGCUCUAUGGCAAUACAAAAGAAGACUUUCACCAAAGAUUAAAUUAUAUCAGUGAUCUAGAUAAAAUGGAGAAGGAACCGGCAGAGUUUUGGUUGGAUCUCUUGAAAACAUAUUUCAUCGACGGAGUGAGUGUGACGAUCAAAGGAAUACCAAGCAUUCAAGCUCAGAAGAAGAUCGCUGAGGAAGAAGAGGAGAGGGUCAUAAAAAGGGUCAAAGAAUUCGGUCCGGAAGGAUUGGCGAAUCUAGAAAAAACUGUAGAAAAAGCUGUGGCUCAGAAUAACGAGCCUCCUCCAGACGAGAUGCUGAAGUUUGUGCCAGUCCCUUCAAUCGACUCGAUUCAUUUCCAUUCGAUCAAAUGCUACACUAGCAAGUCCCCUGAUGCAGAUCCUAGAUUCAGUUUUAAUAAAGUCCCGCUGAACAUGCAACUCACAGACCUCCAUACUAAUUUUGCAUAUAUUUAUGUCCUAAUGGACAGCAGUAAAAUUAAAUCUGAUCUGCGCCCUUAUUUGAAUUUGUUGACAUCUUCAUUUCUCCAGUCUCCAGUACAAAGAGGUGAUACCUUGGUACCUUAUGAAGAAGUUGUUCAUCAGUUAGAAGAAGAUACGGUGGCUGCGGAAAUUAGAAUUGGUGUAACUUCGGGCAAAACUUUUAACUGUGGGCCUUACCCAGAUACAGUUUGUCUGAUGCUUCAAGUCGAACCCAAAAAAUACGAUAAGGGUAUAAAAUGGCUUAAGGAAAUUCUUUACAAUGUUGUGAUAACCACUGAAAGGUUGAAAAUCAUAGCCAUGAAGAUAAUAAACGAUGUCCCUGAGUAUAAACGUUCAGGAAGUAAAAUGGUUUAUGAUCUUUUGAAGGGGAUUUUGUUUGGGAAAGAAAAUAACCAUUAUGGAACAAACGUCCUCGUUCAGUACAAUUUCCUUACCCAAGUCUUAUCCCGUUUGGAUGAAAAAGACGGCAUAGAAGCAGUUUUGAAAGAAAUACAGAAUGUCAGGGAUGUGCUGACAAAUCCUGAAAACAUGACUGCUCAUCUGGCUGUGAAUCUUGACAUUCUAACUAAACAUUUCAGCGAUCCUGCAGCAAUUUGGGAACACUUCCUUCCGACUGGCCUGUCACCAAUUAGAGUGCCGAUGAAUUCAACACCUGAAUGGAAGAUAAUUAAAGAAAAUCUCAAAGAAUCAUGUGUUACUGGUAUCGGUUCAGUUGAGAGCAGUUUCCUCUGUAUGGCCUCGCCGUGUAUCACUGAUUACAAUCAUCCUGACCUAGCCCCACUUCUUGUAUUUUUGCAAUAUGUGUCACAGUUUGAGGGCCCGAUGUGGAAAUUGAUUCGUGGCCUGGGCUUUGCGUAUUCAUAUUACAUUAUCCCAAGGCCGAGCCAGGGAAAAUUGUUCUUUUCUCUUUACAGAGCGAGUAACAUAAUCGGUGCUUACAAACAAGCCAAAUUAAUUCUUGAAGAACGUUUGAAACCGAAUACCGAAUGGGACCAGAAUCUAUUCGAGUCCGCCAAGAGCUCGGUGAUAUACGAGACUGUCCAGAAAGAGAAGUGCAUAGGCAAUGUUGUAACAGAAGCGUUGCUUUCUUUUUUUAAAAGUGUAUCUCCGGAUUACAAUAGGAAGCUAGUUAAAAAAUUAUCUAACGUUUCCAUUGAAGAUUUAGUUAAAAUCGGUCCAAAGUACAUCGCCCCAAUGUUUGAUCCUGAUGUCACAAGGGUCUCAGUUGUCUGCCAUCCUUCUAAAGUUGAAGAAAUCAGUAAAAACUUGAAUGAAUUGGGGCUAAGAACAACACCGUACAGUACUGUUGAAGAGAGUUUUGCUGUCCUCUGGUGAUAAAUAUUUGAAAGAAAUGCAAAAAUAAGUUAUAUUUUCACAUCCUGGUUUGUUAUUUAAAAUGGCUAUCUUAAUUAUGAAACAACUCCAUUAUUUUUUUAAAAUUUGAUCUUAAUAACUUCUUAAAACAAGCACUGUAAUUCAAUGUUUUCAAACCUAAUCAUAAUUAAUCUAUGAAAGUUUUCUUUCAAAUUCAGUUUUCUAAUUUAAAAUAAAAUAAUAAUUGUAAGACUUUAACAUAUGCCUUAAAAUCAAAAGAACGAUGUGUGAUUUUAUAUUAUUUGCAAAUAAACAUAUUUUCUAUUAUUAUAUAUCCUGUUAUUGAAAAGGAAUUACUUCCAAGAAUGCAUGUUUUUCUCAAAUUUAAUUUAUUUAAAACCUAAAAAUACAGGCACUUGUAUGUUUAGCUUUACAACAAACCACUUUAACAUGAAAAAUAAUUAUAUUUUACUGUACUAUUUUAAAUGAGAAUAAAAUUGGAAAAAGGUU
Molecule: messenger RNA, 3690 nt
Organism: Cimex lectularius (bed bug)
Lineage: Eukaryota; Metazoa; Arthropoda; Insecta; Hemiptera; Cimicidae
Exons: 18
Coding region: 130-3201 (1023 amino acids)
Molecular function (GO): metal ion binding
Source: RefSeq, a predicted model, not a curated record